Messenger RNA from Talaromyces atroroseus, 1611 nucleotides. RefSeq lists its product as hypothetical. Lineage: Eukaryota; Fungi; Ascomycota; Eurotiomycetes; Eurotiales; Trichocomaceae. The coding region runs from base 1 to 1611 and encodes 536 amino acids. The transcript has a single exon. Gene Ontology annotation, biological process: ribosomal large subunit biogenesis; rRNA methylation. Gene Ontology annotation, molecular function: rRNA (adenine) methyltransferase activity. Gene Ontology annotation, cellular component: nucleolus. The record is from RefSeq and is a predicted model, not a curated record.
AUGUUCGCUGUCCCCGGCUGGUCGAUCUCGACCUCCGACCUGAAGUCGCAAAAGGAAGACUCAUCGUCCAAGCAGAAAGAAACUGCAGUCACGCCCGACGUACCCACUGAAGCGAAAGCGAAUGGGAAAGCAGCGAGUCAAAGCGCAAAAAAGAGGAAGAGAGGGGAUGGCGUUACCAAGUCUAACUUGGAUGAAAUGUUUCGGCGUCACAUCGAAGGGCAAGUUGAUUCGAGGGGAAAUAAAAACAACAACAAAAAGAACAAGGGCAAGGACAAGAAGAAGGAUCAGGGAGAGGACAAGAAGCAAAAUGGGAACAUUAAUGGGAAUCAAAAAGAAAAGCGUCAAGUUGCAGGGGAAUCUGCUGCCAACGCAGAGGAAAGUGGUCGCUUGAGCAAAAAACAGAAAAAGAACAACCGCAACCGGGACAAACCACAGACCAACGGCGACACGCCAAAAGCUGAUACGGUGACUGGUGAUGCCCCAGCCGUUGAAGCCGUUCAAUUACCUCCCUCAAUCCCACCUGCAGCGGCAGCCAAACUUACGCCGCUCCAGCAGAAAAUGCGUGACAAGCUCGUGUCUGCUCGCUUCCGCCAUCUUAACGAGACCCUCUACACCACCCCCUCCAAACAAGCCCUUGAAAUGUUCGAUGCCAACCCGGAACUGUUUGCGGAAUAUCACGCUGGCUUUUCGCAGCAAGUCAAGGAAUCAUGGCCCUCGAACCCUGUAGAUGGAUACAUUGCCGCCGUCCGGAAACGGGGCGCCAUCUCAGCACACGCCGACAAAAGACACGGCAACAAAAGCCAGAUCGCGGCUCUGCCCCGCAGACCAAACGGUCUAUGCACAAUCGCAGACUUGGGCUGUGGCGAUGCCCAAUUUGCGCGUGCUUUGACCCCGUCGGUCAAGAAGUUGCAAGUAAAACUACUCAGUUACGAUCUACAAGCACCUGAUUCCGUAGUCACAAAGGCAGAUAUUUCAAAUCUUCCCGUUACCGAUGGAAGCGUUGAUAUUACGAUCUUCUGUCUCAGUCUGAUGGGCACAAACUGGGUAUCAUUCGUCGAAGAAGCCUGGCGCGUACUACGCAGCGAUGGCAAAGGCGAAUGCUGGGUUAGUGAAGUCAAGAGCCGCUUUGGCAAGGUGUCUCGCAAAAAGGCUCAAAUCGGACUGAAAAGGGCGGACAUGUCAAACACACAGAAGAAGAAGAACAGCAAGAAAAACAAAAAGAAGAAGAACAGCGACUCUGACGACAUUGAUGACGACGAGGACGAGGAUGAAGAAAUUUAUGCUGAAGAUGCUCCACAAAAUGCAAGUAGCAAUGGCGACGACACCGACAUUUCUGCGUUCGUGGAAGUGUUCAAGUCUCGGGGUUUUAUACUCAAGCAGGAGUCCGUGGACAAGUCGAAUAAGAUGUUCGUCAAGAUGGAGUUUGUGAAGGCUGGCGGUGCACCAACGAAGGGCAAAUAUGCCGGUGUGACUCCUGCACGCGGAGACAAGCAGGCUCCAGUGCAGACUAAGAAGAAGUUCAUUGACUAUCAUGAUGAUGAGAGUAGCAAAGGAUUGACCGCCGAACAGGAGGCCAAGGUUUUGAAGCCGUGUGUAUAUAAGAUUAGAUAG